Molecule: messenger RNA, 1424 nt
Organism: Fragaria vesca subsp. vesca
Lineage: Eukaryota; Viridiplantae; Streptophyta; Magnoliopsida; Rosales; Rosaceae
Product: lysine-specific demethylase 8-like
Exons: 6
Coding region: 1-1251 (416 amino acids)
Molecular function (GO): 2-oxoglutarate-dependent dioxygenase activity
Source: RefSeq, a predicted model, not a curated record
AUGGCCCUCCCCGCCGCCUCCACCGCCCUCUCCGCCGCCGACUCCGACCUCCACCUCCCCACCCCGACCCUCGACUCCGAGUCCUCCGCCCUCCUCCACACCGUCUCCGAGCACGGCGGCUACGCCUACGUCAGCAUGGCCUCACGCGCCGCCGCCGGCGACGUACGCGCGGCGGAGGCGGCUCGCGAGAUGGCCUGGGAGCAGCUCCACUCCGGGCCCUGGCACUCUGUCCUCCCCGUCUGGCGCGACGCUUACGCAAUGGCCUGCCUGCACGUCGCCAAGCUUCACUUCGCCGCCGGUGAGUUCUCCGACGCCCUCCGCGCUCUCGACAUGGGCCUCCUCAUGGGGGGACCGCUUUUCAAAUCGGAUCUCCACUCCGCCGUGAGCAAAGUCUCCGCGAAAUCCCGCGCUAGGGUUUCCGAGGAAAACGGCCCCAAUUUGGACCGCCGGUUGGUCCGUGACGACCUCAAAGCAUCGGAGAUGGUUGGAGUUUUGCCUCCAAAAUCACUAUCUUGUAAAAUGGUGGUGAAGAAGUCUGGUUUAUCUUUGGAAGGGUUUUUGAGAGAGCAUUUCUUACCGGGAUCGCCGGUUAUUUUGACUGAUUGUAUGGGGCAUUGGCCGGCCAGGACUAAGUGGAAUGACAUGGAUUACCUGUUAAGAGUUGCCGGUGACCGGACGGUGCCGGUUGAGGUUGGGAAAAAUUACUUGUACCCAGAGUGGAAGCAAGAGCUUAUUACGUUUUCGCAGUUUCUUGAGAGGAUUCGGGGUACUGACUCUUCCUCUGGUGUCCCGACAUAUCUUGCUCAGCACUCAUUGUUUGAUCAGAUAAACGAGCUGCGUGAGGACAUAUGUAUUCCAGACUAUUGCUGUGCUGGUGGUGGGGAACUAAGGUCCACUAAUGCUUGGUUUGGCCCGGCUGGGACUAUAACCCCUUUACACCAUGAUCCACACCAUAAUGUGUUUGCUCAGGUAGUUGGGAAGAAGUAUAUUAGGCUCUAUCGUGCUUCAUUGUCAGAGGAACUCUAUCCACAUACUGAAACCAUGCUUUGCAACUCAAGUCAGGUUGAUCUAGACAACAUAGAUGAGAAAGAAUUCCCCAAGGUGCAGGACUUGGAAUUUCUAGACUGCAUUUUAGAGGAAGGUGACAUGCUUUAUAUCCCACCAAAGUGGUGGCACUAUGUGCGGUCUCUGACAACUAGUAUGUCAGUUAGCUUUUGGUGGAGUGAUUAUGACGGUUCAGCUACUUCUUGAUAGUUUGUGGUUUAGUGUUUAGUGCCUUCUUAUUAAUUCAUUUUGAUAUUGUUAGACAGGGCAGUUUUCAGUUGCAGAGUCUUAUAUUCUCAUGUAUAUAUCCCGCCGUGUUAUAUUUACAACAAAACUUACAGAUGUCUGAAGAAGAAGAAAAUCAAGAAACUGUUUGUAAC